Messenger RNA from Parasteatoda tepidariorum (common house spider), 1272 nucleotides. RefSeq lists its product as uncharacterized. The record is from RefSeq and is a predicted model, not a curated record. Lineage: Eukaryota; Metazoa; Arthropoda; Arachnida; Araneae; Theridiidae. Gene Ontology annotation, molecular function: ribonucleoside-diphosphate reductase activity, thioredoxin disulfide as acceptor. Gene Ontology annotation, biological process: deoxyribonucleotide biosynthetic process. Gene Ontology annotation, cellular component: cytosol.
AUGACGUUUGAUUUAAAAGGUUCCCCGGAAUGUGUGAAAUCUGAAUUGGAAUUGUUUCAGAUGCCUGGCACACAGACAGUUAUUCAAAGCGAACAGUGGGUUGAAUUUCACCCGUUAUCGAAUGUGUUUGAUGACGGCCCCGUCGAAUUUCACAUUUCUGAGUCAGGUGAUGAAUUUAUUGAUUUAAGUCAGACUCAACUUCAUGUGCAAGCAAAAAUUUUAAAAGACGAUAAUACCAAUUUGACGGCAGCGGAUGAUACCAUUGGCCCAGUUAAUUUAUUUUUGCGCUCCUUGUUUUCUCAAGUGGAUGUAUCAUUAAACGACCGCAUUAUAUUGAAUUCGAGCAACACUUAUCCUUAUAGAGCCUAUAUUGAAACGCUUUUAAACCAUGGAUAUGAUAGCAAAACUUCACAAUUGACUGCAGAGCUUUACUAUAAGGAUACUAACGAUGGACUUAAAAAAAGAUCUGAAUACUUCAAACUAAGUUCAAGUGUGGAUAUGAUUGGAUGUAUUCAUAGUGAUCUACGUCACCAAAAUAGGUUAUUAUUAAACAUGGUGGACAUAAAAAUUAAACUGAGUCGCAGUAAACCAGAGUUUUGUUUGAUUGGAAAAACAGGUUAUAAAGUUAUAUUAGAUAGAAUUUCCCUUUUAAUAAGAAAAGUACGCGUGAGCUCCGGAGUUAUUCUAGGACAUGCAAAAGCUUUAGAAAAAGAUACUGCAAAAUAUCCUAUCAACCGAGUCCUUUGUAAAGUAUACUCCAUUCCGAAAGGAAAUAUGUCAUUUGUGCAAGACAAUGUGCUUGUGGGGCAAAUUCCUAAACGAUUCAUCAUAGGGUGUGACGAAAAUGAUGCAUUUCACGGAACAUUUGAGAAAAACCCAUACGAUUUUAAACACUUUAAUUUAAAUUUCAUCGCAGUCUACGUAGAUGGACAACCAGUCCCUCAUAAUCAACUAGAACUCAACUUUCCACAAAAACAGUAUAUCAGAGCUUAUCAAAAUUUAUUUAUGAGCACUGAACACAUGAGAAGUGACAAAGGUAACUUUAUUUCGAGAGAAGAAUUUUGUGAGAGUUAUACUUUGUAUGCAUUUGAUUUAUCACCGGAUUUAUGUGACGGCGAGCAUUUUAAUCUAAUAAAACACGGUAAUUUAAGAGUGGAAAUGAAAUUUGAGAAACCGUUAGACAAAACAGUGUGUGUCAUUGUGUUUGCCGAAUUUGAAAACAUUAUAGAAAUAAACAAAUCAAGAGACAUAAUAUACGACUUUGGAAAUUAA